AUGGGGGACAAUCCGGAUGCCAUCCAAAAGCUACUUGAUCAGUUAAAUGUGAAAUUCAGUAUGAAACAUCUUGGGGAGGCUAAUGCGUUCCUCGGCAUACACAUUAAGAAGCAGAUGUCUCAUUAUUUCCUCUCCCAAGCACACUAUGCGGCUUCUAUACUUCAACAAGCCAAUAUGUUAAACUGCAAUCCCUUAUCCAAGCCAACGACUACCAAGCUGCCUUCGGUAUUUUCCCCAAACGCGGUGAUUUUUGAUCCUGUAACUUAUCGAAAGCUCACCGACGCAUUACAAUAUUUGACUUUAACUCGUCCGAACAUAGCAUUCAGCAUGCGGAUUGGGCAGGCGAUUCCAUUUCCCGAAAAUCUACAUCUGGCUAAUGCUUCUUCUUGGGCACAAUACUUAUCUCAUGGACAGUCAAGAAACAACAUAUAA
Dendrobium catenatum is the source of this 432-nucleotide messenger RNA. RefSeq lists its product as uncharacterized. Lineage: Eukaryota; Viridiplantae; Streptophyta; Magnoliopsida; Asparagales; Orchidaceae. The record is from RefSeq and is a predicted model, not a curated record. The coding region runs from base 1 to 432 and encodes 143 amino acids. The transcript has 2 exons.